Messenger RNA from Emericellopsis cladophorae, 2625 nucleotides. RefSeq names its product RING finger protein B-like protein. The record is from RefSeq and is a predicted model, not a curated record. The transcript is spliced from 2 exons. Gene Ontology annotation, molecular function: protein binding. Bases 1 to 2625 code for a protein of 874 amino acids. Lineage: Eukaryota; Fungi; Ascomycota; Sordariomycetes; Hypocreales; Bionectriaceae.
AUGCCCUUCACGGUUGUCCGCGGUAGCAGCAGCAGCAGGCCCACACAGCCAUCCUCACUCGACGACGUCGAGGUUGCACACCCGGCCAAUACGACCUCCGCGGUGCGACCACCAUUCAAUUCUCAGCUUACUUCGGAGCGCCUGCGCGAGAGUUUUCGCCUGCAUGUUCUCGUGUCCCAAAUGGGCGGCAAGAUUGAAAAGGGCAGAAGGCCCGUCUUCAAAGAGAUUGGCCUCGACAUUGACUCUGCCAACACUGCUCACUCCCUGGCGGCUUGUCGUCACCACCCAGAUCACCGUCAGCCAGAGCACCAGCCCUCGUGUCCUAUCAGCCCAGCGCAGGAGUCGCCGGUCCAUCGCGAGAAAGACGUGGGCGAUACUUCCCGAGUCCCUGUGAGCAAGCCCUCUGAGACGACAGUGAAACCCCGUCGUCACGACAGCUCCGGCAUCGUCCCAUCGGCCAACGUUCGGCCACGCAUACGGAAACGCCAGGUCUCCGAGCCAGCUGCAUCCUGGUAUUCGAGGUUCACCGGUUCGAGGAAUCAGUCCCGGGUUCAAAGCACAUCAGGAGGCCCCCCACAGGCUACCCCGGGGCUCCAGCGCUUUGCAUUGAUCGUCGCCCUUGUAUGCGUCGUUAUUCCUGGCUUUACUCUCACCUCACGUAACUACCAGAUGGAGGCGGGCACCGCCGAGGCGGGGGUGAUCACGAAGCGCGAGACCAGCCCUACCGACGUCUGCAAUCGAUGGGCGCACCAGGCCGCCGAACUCAAUGGCACGCUGUACAUCUACGGCGGCGAGGCGAAGAAAGACGAGAGUCAGGAGUCCAACACGUGGAAUAAUUACUUCCUGACGCUGGACCUGACGGAAGACUGGAAGACGGACAAGCCGGCGCUCAAGGGUCUAGAGAUACCUGAUGGCCCCCCUGCUGUGGCCAAUGGGUAUCUGUGGCGCGAUUACGAGAACCUCUUCCUGUAUGGUGGACAAUUCGCCGACAACCCAUAUAAGGACCCUGCGCCCGAGUCGCUCUGGAGGUACAACAUUCAAGACCAGAAGUGGACCGAGUUCCAGAACCCAGAGACAUCGAAAGGGAAUUUCUCAGAGCCCGCUGGCCAACCCGUGCAUCGAUCCGCAGAGGGCGCUGGCGUCUCCGUGCCCGAGCUUGGUCUCAGCUGGUAUUUUGGAGGACACCAGGAUUGGGCGACGAUUCCUGGCUGGUCCAGACAGGUCCCCCGCAUCUAUCUGAACAGCCUGCUCGAGUUCACCCACCCGGGAUAUGCCAAUGACGGCGUCGACAAGAUCGCCAGCGGCAACGGCGCGGGUGAUGGUGGCAUCUUCCGCAACAUCACCACUGGAGGCAUUCAGGCCGAUGAGUUCCCCAACCGUGCGGACGGUAUCCUGGUCUUCGUGCCAGGCUGGGGCAAGAAGGGCGUCUUGAUUGGCAUGGCCGGGGGCGCAAAGGACGUCUUCACUCGUAACUUUGAGACGUUGACCGUCUAUGAUAUCGAGAGCUCAGAAUGGUUCCACCAGGAAGCCACGGGCGACAUUCCCGGUGUGCGCGUCAAUCCAUGCGCCGUCAUCGCAAGCUCACCGGAUGCCUCGAGCUUCCAGAUAUACAUGUUUGGCGGGCAGAACCUCCAGCCCUUUACGCAAUACGACGACAUGUAUAUCCUCACGAUCCCAUCCUUUAUAUGGAUUAAAGCCGACCCGGACUCAGAGUAUGCUCCUAGCGGCCGCGCGGGACACACUUGCACCAUGCGCGACGGACAGAUCAUUGUGGUCGGAGGCUACACUGGUGAAGACCAGCCUUGCGACGACCCUGGAAUCUACGUCUUCGAUGCUUCUUCUCUCAAGUGGACGAACGAGUUCAAGGCGGGUGAUCACGACGCCGACCACCAUCCCGACAACAGUGUCCUCGCGGGCUCAUGGGGAUACGCGGUCCCUGACAAAGUACAGAAGGCGAUCGGCGGUGACGAGGAGGGCGGCGCUACCGCCACGCAACCCGACUCAGGGCCGGCGACGGGUGGUCCCUUUGCGACAGGCCAGGCGCCAGUGUUUACGAUCACCCAGGGGGGUUCCACCACAACAAUCACCCCGACCUCCCAGCCCGACUCCAGUGACGGAGAGCACGGGAGCCCGCCAGCCGCUGACGAUAACAGCGGCCCGAACCCGGGCCUGAUUGCGGCCGGUGUCGUCGCCGGCGUGCUCGGUGCGCUGGCCCUCUACCUCGGGUUCUGCACUUGGCUGUACCGUCGCCAGGUGGCCGCCUACAAGCAACAUAUUGCGACCACGAACCGGUACUCGGGCGCCUCAGCCGAUGCCUUUGCCCCCGUGGGUCUCUUCUCACGCCGACAGGAGCGGUCCGCGUCAGCGGACAGCGAGAGCUUUGGCUGGGUGGGGUCUGAGCGAAGUCGACCCGCACCGCUCUUGACGGCCGAGCAGGUAUGGCUCUCGGACGAGCCCACGCCGAGUGCGGGUAGCGGGAGCGGCACGGCGAAGAAGAGUGAGGAACGUAUGAGCGGCAGUGGCAGCGAGAGCACGGAGAACCUGCUCGAGGGGCGGGAGCCGAGCUUCUUCAGUGUGGUCAUGGGCCCGCGCCGGGCGCUGCGGGUGGUCAAUGGCAUGGAUUGA